ACUAGCAGCAUGCCAGCAACAGUAGAGCGUGUUCUGCAACUGGCGUUGUGCUGUGUCGUCGUCACGGCUAGGCCAGAUGACUGUGUACAUGGAUGCCAAAGAAAGAUUCACAGAACUGACUACAGUUGGUCCAGCUCACAGUCCUCACCCAGCAGCGAUUCGGCAAACUUCAACUUACAGCAUGGUGCAAUGCCAUUCAAUUUUGGAUCAGCAAGUAAUGAUUUUGGCACCCCAGGCUUUGGUCCGCUUGGGACGAUUCACUCAGGAACUAGCACUUACAGUAACAGUCCCAGCUCUGCACGAAGCUUCUCUGGAUCUGUCAGGACCAGGGAACAAGUGUUUAGUGAACGCGGAGGAUACGGUGGUUAUGACGCCGUUGGAAGAGGUGGAACUAUAGGUGAUGCAGCACCAAGUACCAACUAUGCUCGUAGUGGGUCGUUAGGUUUUGGGACUGGGACAUUUGGCCAUGCUUCAGGACUUGGAAAUGGCAGAUUGAAUAAUGCUAAUGCAGUAAUGUUAAGUAGCAGUGGUGGACUGACGCAAUUAGGGAAUGGAAUGGAACACGGACACAGUAGAUUUGUCACCAGCUUUGGGAGUGGACUUUCGGGAGAGGGCGGGCCACAUGUAGCUAACGGUGGUAACGGAGCACGAAGUUCAACUUCCUUUGUACACCGUUCAAAUUUUGAAAAAUACACAGAAAUCGGUGGAGUUGGAAACAGUGAUUUGGGAUCCGGAAGGCUGGAAUUGUCAAAAGUUAGCGGACCUAGAAUUGGAAGUAAUUCCUUAAGAAGUGUAGCAAACGCUUUUGGUAGCGUAGGAAAUAGCAGAAAUAAUUUAGAAUCAACAGUGUAUCCAAGUGAAAAUGUAGAUAGAGGUACUCGGUUUGGGACUGGAAUUAACGGAGCACGAAAUUCUUUAAGUUUAAAAAGCGGAUCUAUGGUAAGGACAACGAAUGGAGGAUUGUUUGGAUCUGAACCCAGCACCAAAGGGGUUGGAUUUGGAAGUGGCGCAAGCUCUAACGUAUCUAGGACCUCUAUUGUUUCUGAAACACGCGGAAGUCACUCUGGAAGGUCGAAAGAUUACGGAAGAAGUGGCAGAUUAUCUGAUACCGGUACUUCAGAAGCAGGUAGUGGCCUUGAAGGAGCAGGGAAACAACUUCGAUUCUUUGAAAGCGUCAGCAGGUCUCGUAGCGGAAGCUUCUCAGAAAGUGGACGCAACAUCGGUGCUAAUGACUUCGGGGGGUUGAUAGGAAGUGGCACUGGGAUAGCGAGCGAUGAAUUUGGUUCACAUGAUGGUGCCGUAAACAACUUACACGUUAAUAGAGAAAAAGGAGUUGGUGUCGGUGCAGUUGGAGGCAAUGUUGUAAUUUCUGACGGAGGUGAAGGUGAAGGAGGCUUGAGGCUUUUAGAGAGAGGAAAAGUGUUAAGCAGCGGACCUACUGGCCCAGAAAUAAUAAUUAGCCAAUCAUCUACCCAUAGUUUAAAAAGUAGUAAAGCUCGCUUAGUUCCCACCAGCGGAACGAGCACUAGCGAUUUCGAUGAUGGAAUUAAAGGUCUAGAAGUGAAGGGAACAGUUGGUAGAAAUAAGGAAUUUAUACGCUCUUCUACUACGUACACCUUAGGAGGAAGUGAAUUGAAAAGAAGUUUCGGCUCUGGACAUAUGGGAUUAACUCCCGAUGGAAGCUUUAGUUCACUUGAAUCAUCAGAUAAUUCCGGAUUUGUCUCAGCAUCUAGUAAGGCUGAGAAAUUUUCAAAAAGUCCAGGGGAAGGAUUAGUCUCUGAGGAAGUUUCUGGAGGAACUGACAGCGAUUCAGAAAGUCGUUUAGAGGGCUUAAGAAUUCCAGAAAAUGUAAACAGCUUAGGAGGUAAUGGUGGUAGUAGUACUGGAACUGUUGGUGAUUCUGGAUUUGAAAAUACACGCGGGGUAGAAAGCGGUGACAUUAAGAGUCAUAUCAGACUGAGUAGCAGCGCGUCUGGAUCCCAUACCCAUAGCGUAAUUGGCCUAGAAGAUUCAGACGAGAGUGUCAGUAAUUUUGGAAGUCCUUCUGUCGGCAAUAAGAACCCAAAUGGGAUCAUUGUUUCUCGUUCUUCUGCAAGGGGACGGAGUGACGUGGGAGGUAAUUCUGGUUCAGGAACCGGCGGUGGCGUACGAGAUAUUGAUAAGAGGUCUGAAGGCGAUUUUACUGGAAGUGAAGGGGGUAUCGGCAAAAUAUUUGGAAUUAGUUCCAGAGGCAGCAAAAGCGGACCAGGAAGUACCACAUCUGGGGGCUCUGCGGGCACUUCAGAAGCUGCAUCUGGGUCUGAAGAAAUCUCAGCAUCUGUACAUAGGCCUACUUCUAAUCUCAGAGGCGGUUUCAAUGGCUCCGGCGGUACUACUAAGAGUGGAUUAAGAGGACCUGCAGCCAGUUUCGGACAUAUUUAUGUAGUUCGAGAAAGCUCCUCAUUGCAGAGUGGUUUCGACGGAGAAGGAGGCUCCAGCAUUCCUUCUCACUAUGGGUCUGGUGGUACUAAGGAUGGAUCAAAGGCAGGAAAUGACGGAGGCACUACAAUUAGUUUGGGUGGUUUCGGAGGUGGCUCUGGGCCGGAAGGUACUCCUGGCUCAGGAGGAAAUUCUGUAUCGAUAGCUGAUGUCAAUAAAUUAAGGGAUAUUAGCAGUGAUUUUCGAGACGGCUCCGAUGACAAUAAUAGUCGCAGUGGGACCUUUGGAGGACCAGAAGGUGGUUUGGGUGACAGUGUUCUGUCAGGCAGUAGAAGAGAUACUGGAAAUGCUUAUGGCAGUGGGAGUUACAUUGUAAGUGGUUCAGGCAGCAGUAGUUUUGAUAGUUAUGCAGGUAGUUCAGGCAAAUCAGGUCAUAAUUAUGGAUUUAUUGAUGGCGGAAAACAUAGAGGCAAUAUUUUCGGCACUGAAAGUAAGAGAAAAACUACAUCUGAUAGUGAUAUUACUGAAGGCUCUGCUAUUACACGCAGUGGCUUUAGCAGCAAUUAUGAAGCUAGUGACCUGGGUGAAAUAAAUGACCAUAAGAACAUAUUUGGUUCUGGGGACAAGAAAUCACAUAGUCUCGCCUUCGGAAGCUCAGCCGGGAACAGUUACGGGUUAGACAGAAGUGACGGUGGGAAAAAAGUUUCUGUCAGUAUUUUUGGAGACGACAGUAAUACCGAAAGAGGAUCCACGAAUGGCGAUUUUGGAGACUCUUCUAGUAGCCCGUUUUUAAGUAAUUAUGCAAAUAGUGGUUUGAACGGAAUAAGUGGGUCUCAGAACAUUUUCAGAACAAGUUACGUUGCCAGUGUGACGCACAGUAAGACGAUUGGUAGUUCCAGUGGAAGCGCCACUGGCCUCUUAAGCAACCCUGAAUUAGGGACAAGUGGCCUUGUGCAUAAAAACGACACUGAAAGUUCUUUUGGAAGAGGGAGUGAUAUCCACGUAGGAUCCAACUCAAGUGAUUUUGAAAGCUCUAUCGGGAGGACCAGUUACUUGGGCAGUUACGGAUUGCAAGGAAAUGGGUUCAGCGGAAUAAGAGGUACUCGUUCUGAUGUUGCUCAGAGUCAGGGUCAAAGCGGAUUAGAUAGUGAUACUUCUGCAUCCUCUGCUGAAAGUUUGACAGGUGGAAGUGGUUGUGGUGGAGCCUAUGGUUAUGAUCAAGUUGGAAGAGGCUGUGUUGAAGGUAACAUAGGAAUUCGCGAUGAACAUCAGUGGAAAACUGCAAAUUUCGCUAAAGAAAGAAGCACAGGAGAAGCUGUAAACUCAGAAGAUGUUGGUGAGGACAAAAGUGUAGAUGUACAUACUACAGGGGACUCAGCGUUCGUUGUUGGGUUGGAAGAAAAUACUAAUUCCGGUAGAACAAACAGUUUCAAUACAGGUACAGGCACGCCAGGUAUAGUCGGCGAAAACAAGGAGAGAGCGAGUGCUAUUGGCGAUAUUUAUGAAACUAGUAAACUUAGGAGUGGCUCAAGUAGCAGCGUGGUAGGCGGCAGUGUCCGUGGUGGUUUCAGUGGCAUUAGGGGUACAGACUCCGGAGGUUCUAGCGCUCAAGGGGGCUCAGUACAUGGUGGAGAAGUAAGGGGUCCCUUAGCUGGGAAUAUACCUGGUAAUGAAUUCAGCUCAAACGCGAAUAACUUCAGAAGCGUUGGUGGUUACAUCAGAUAUGUAGGUGGAUUGAGGGAACUGGGCGAAAUUGCAGCUCUUCGUGGAACGGGUGAAUCUGAUGUUAAUGUUAGAGGGGAUCAUAGUAGUAGCAGUCUUGGUGUGCUGAGUAAUGGUGGAGCAGACGGAAUAUUCGGCGAAAUAAAUCCCUACAGUAUUAGAAGAAAUAUGGUCCAGAGGAGCUCCAGCAGAAGCAGUUUAGGAGGAACUACUAGUGCUGAAGGAGACGCGAGAGGGGAACCAGCUGAAUCUGAGAUAAGCAAUGGUUCCAAAAAUGGAUUUGUUGUCUCACAUUUCUGGAGUUCUGGAGGAAUUCCAGACUGUGGAAGUGGUCUGGAUGGAACUGAUGGCACCAGCAAUUCAGAUCCUCCUUCAAGUGUGGGGAAACACGGGAGUGUUAAGGUUGGAUAAGGGCGCUGAUUGCAUACCAUGGAACACAAGAGUAUUGACGAUCACAAUUGUUAUCAUCAUCUGCAUUGUUAUGUUAAACAUCUCAUAAAAUUACCAAGUGUAUGGAUGAGGGUUAUUUAUUGAAUUUUCUUUCACUACUUUGUAAUUAAGACUGAUUAAUAACUUUGAAAUGAGAAAAUAAGACACAACUUAAUUACAAAAUAAAA
Messenger RNA from Cryptotermes secundus, 4757 nucleotides. RefSeq lists its product as uncharacterized. Lineage: Eukaryota; Metazoa; Arthropoda; Insecta; Blattodea; Kalotermitidae. The transcript is spliced from 4 exons. The coding region runs from base 10 to 4551 and encodes 1513 amino acids. The record is from RefSeq and is a predicted model, not a curated record.